Molecule: messenger RNA, 640 nt
Organism: Solanum dulcamara
Lineage: Eukaryota; Viridiplantae; Streptophyta; Magnoliopsida; Solanales; Solanaceae
Exons: 5
Coding region: 28-591 (187 amino acids)
Source: RefSeq, a predicted model, not a curated record
UCUCCAACUCCUCCACAUUCAGCAAAUAUGGAAAAUAUGGCUACUCAAAGCUUAAAGAGAGAAUUUACUGGAGAAGAAAAAAUAUAUGUUUCUGAGAGCUUUGUUGUGGACAUGGAACAUUUAUCUCAUCUUGUAGAGAAAGAUAUAAAUGCAAAUUCAAGAAUUACUUUGCAGAGAAACCAUUCGAGGAAGGGUUCAUUGAAAAAAACAAAUUUCAACGAUAUCAAUGAAAAAGACACAAACCUAAUGGCCACUUCACCAAAAGCUUCUUUGCUAGGAGCUAGCAUGCCUGAAAAGCCCAUGAUGGUAACAGCUGAUCACUCCACACCACAUGUACAUAAUCAGAACACAGCAGUGGUGUCUGCCAGUAGCGGUGCUGCCACCACCGCCACCGCCGCCACCAUCGAUAGCAAAGUAGUUGUCUCCAGAAGAUUCAGUUUCCGCCGAUCUUCUUCCUCCUCGCCUUGGACCAUUGAUCCAAGGAGGAUACUUAUUUUCUUUGCUACCUUAUCAAGUAUGGGAACAAUACUAUUGAUCUAUUUCACACUAUCUAUGACCAAGCUCAAUGGAGAAGAUAAAGCUUCGUCUUGAUCUAUUUUCAUACUAUCCAUUACCAGGCUCAAUGGAGAAGACAACAUUC